AUGAUCCCACUUCGAACAAUCGCAUUGUCAUGUUUGGCCCUGGCCCCUGUGGCUGUCUCGGCUGGCGCAUGCAAGCCCAGAUCCACCGAUCUAACAACGGCCGCCUCGUCCACUCUGGAGACCGCGUCUACCUCCGAAGCCCUACAGUCAACCCCAACCGAUCUGUCAACGACCAUCGCUUCGACAAUUGAGACGACAACAGAGGCAUCUACCAUCGAAACCACCUCCGAAGCUGCUGCCACUACUUCCAGCCCUCCAUGCCCAAGCUACACCCAAAUUGUUCCGCCUCCCAGCGGUAAAGUCUGCGGCAAAGCAGUUACCAGAGGAACUUUCCAAUCCUCGCCCCUCUACCUCGGAUCUGAACUAUCAACGACUGGCCUCACCGGAUGCGCCAAGUACUGUGGAGAUACCCCAGGCUGUGUAUCCUUUUAUGCGGAAGAUUAUGUACCCGGGCCAGGUGCGCCGACUUACAAGAUUUGCUUCAAGUUUAAGGGAUAUGAGGAGGAUAUUUCUUUUGGUGAGGGACAGAAUGGGGGGUCGGCGUACUAUGAACAGGGCUGCUUUGCUUGUGUUCGUGACGAGGCGCCUCAGUCGCCUAUCCCAAGUUAA
Fusarium fujikuroi IMI 58289 is the source of this 609-nucleotide messenger RNA. RefSeq lists its product as uncharacterized. The transcript has a single exon. The coding region runs from base 1 to 609 and encodes 202 amino acids. Lineage: Eukaryota; Fungi; Ascomycota; Sordariomycetes; Hypocreales; Nectriaceae. The record is from RefSeq and is a predicted model, not a curated record.